AUGCUGGCCCCGAAGACCUUCCUGAACGAGGAAAUGAUGCUCAGCCCAAGCACAUCGCCGCGUCCGCUCCACAUAAAGCCCAGCAUUCUGCUGCACGGCUCACCCGGGCUGAUGUCGCUCGACACCAGCUGCAUCAAUGAUUUCCACACGUUUCCGUCGACGCCGCCAUUGUCGACGUCCGGGAGCACCAUCAGCAGCCCGCCGUCGAGCUGCGGCCUGCUGCGGACGCCAAUCAACGGCACCGGUUUCUAUCGCUCCGAGAGCAUCGAGGGCGUCAAGGAGGGCUGCGAGGGCGACGUGAACUCGGAAAUCUUGGCCAAUGGCGACUGGACACGGUCGAAUUCUCCACCGCUAACACCUGUUUACAUCCACCCUCCUGCUGUGAAGACCACCACCAUCUCUCUUGCUCCCUCCAGCCACGUUGCUGAAGGCCUUUCGCGCGUUUCAACCAACACAUCCUGUCCUUCUCUCUCACCUUCUCCAUCGCCAGCGCUCCCUGCCUUGCCGCUGAGCGAAGUCAUUUCGACGCCUCUCCUGCCCCCCUCUUGUAGCGGAGACUUCUGCGAUCCUCGCCAACUGACCGUAGAAUCGUCGACGUUCUGCACGUCCGACUUCCCACCCCUCCCUUCUCUUAGCUCCAGUGAAGAAGACAAUGAAAAAUUCCUCCUGAGCGCUGUCAACGCCUCGGAACAUACUAGCACUCACGCUGCCGACAGCUUUACCAGCUCCAUUGGCUCUCAACACGCUUUGUCUGCCUUGCCGCCCUUUGGAGGCCUGUCUGAUCUUGAUUCGGACGACGAGUUCGUGAGCGAGAUUGUCAAUUUCACUGUUUCGGACGAUCCCCUCGUCCAGGGCGAUAAGCGUCGACGCAUUGCACUUUAUGCAUCGGAUGAUGAUGACCUUAUAAGUGAGGAGAGCUUUGAAGAAUUGGACGAAAGCGAACUGCUUGCACAAUCAGAACUAAAUCUCCUCGAGUCCGAAUCGGCAGCCCCAAGCUCCGCUAAGAUGACAGCAAUGAAACCGAAGAAACGCUCCACCCCUCGAAAACUCAUGAAACGCUCAAUGUCAGCGGACACCGAUCCCAACUCGAUGAUCAUGGAGAAUGAGACCGAUAGCCCGGCGGAAAAUGCCGACGGCGAUGCAGCAACCGAGCCUGAACAGUCUGCUGCCAACCAAGAUGCCACUGGACACAAUGGUGUAUCAGCCAACACUCCCACCGCUUCAACGCCUUCUGGUGCGCCUGUCAGCCGCCGUGGCCGCAAACAAUCCCUGACCGAAGACCCAUCCAAAACUUUCGUAUGCUCCCUCUGCUCUCGUCGCUUCCGACGACAAGAGCACCUCAAGCGCCACUACCGCUCGCUCCACACCGAAGAAAAGCCCUUUGGCUGUUCCGAAUGCGGGAAGAAGUUCUCUCGAAGCGACAACCUGGCCCAGCACGCCCGCACGCACGGCAACCCAGGCAUCGUCAUGAACCUUGUGCAGCCACGAGAGUCGCGUCCCGCGCCUCCCCCGCCACCGCCACCCGUCACCGCCUCUGCUGUCGCGCCCCCUGCGGUCUUCGAGGAACAGGACGCCGGCGCUCUCGGCACCAUGCUGUACGAAGCCGCCCGCGUCGCCGCCUACCGCUCCACCACCAGCGAGUCGUCCGACAGCAGCCUCUCGUCGUCGCGAAGCGUCGAGUCGGACCGCAAACGGCCGGCGAAGAAACGCAAGCGAGAGCAGUCCGGGUGA
This is a messenger RNA of Ophidiomyces ophidiicola, 1731 nucleotides long. RefSeq lists its product as uncharacterized. Lineage: Eukaryota; Fungi; Ascomycota; Eurotiomycetes; Onygenales; Onygenaceae. Gene Ontology annotation, molecular function: RNA polymerase II cis-regulatory region sequence-specific DNA binding; DNA-binding transcription factor activity. Gene Ontology annotation, biological process: regulation of transcription by RNA polymerase II. The record is from RefSeq and is a predicted model, not a curated record. The transcript has 2 exons. The coding region runs from base 1 to 1731 and encodes 576 amino acids.